This is a messenger RNA of Lottia gigantea (owl limpet), 3392 nucleotides long. RefSeq lists its product as hypothetical. The transcript is spliced from 3 exons. The record is from RefSeq and is a predicted model, not a curated record. The coding region runs from base 85 to 3252 and encodes 1055 amino acids. NCBI's taxonomy places the organism in Eukaryota, Metazoa, Mollusca, Gastropoda, Lottiidae.
GUCAUAAAGGCAUAACGUCGUUUUAGUACAGCGCUUCACGAAAGAUGUAAUAUUUUGUGUUUCAUCCGAUUUUUUUCUAAAAUAAUGGAAACGGAAGUUACUAAAGAACAACUGGACUUUAAAGCCGCUGUCAGUUUUUGGGACAAGCAAGAUCCAACUGAUUCACCUAAUACUUCACAAACCACAAAGGCGCCACGUCUUGCCAGACCAAGGGAUGCACGAUCACCGUCCCCACCUCCAGUUGCACCCAAACCAAAAAGAAACGCAAGUCCUUUGAGAAACGCAAGAUGGCAACUCCCAACGCCUCCUGUUCCGCCGAAGCCAAAGGCGAAGCAAGGGAACGCAUCAUCAGCACAUCCGGUAUUUAAAGCAAAAGAAUCUAUUCUUGAUAAACCAUGGGUAGAUGGAACGGACGAGUCUCUUAGUACCGCAGAUGGGACAUCUGGGAAUCUGCCAGGCACACACGGAACUGUUGGGAAGGAACUCAAAGGCACCAAUGCAACCAUCAACAAUCCACCAGACAAUCCAUCCAAAACAGAUGAAUCUUCCAACAAACCAUUAAAAACGAAUGAAAUUUCCAUAGGUCUGGCAAAUAAAGAUGCAACUCUCAAGGAUUCACCAAGAACGGGUGGAAUACUCAAGGAUUCGCCGAGAACAAGUGACGCCUCGAAGGAUCAGUCGGGCUCAAACGGAUCUUCCAAGGAUCGAGAUAGAGCUCUUAGUGGUCCAUCGGAAAAUCAGGCUGCAGAGAGUCCACAAGUAGAAAUAAAAUGUUUGGAUGAAUUGGAAAUGAAAUUGAAGGAAAUAAUUUUUCCAACAAAAACUGAAACUGAGAAGGUGAUCGAAAACGUAAAAGAGAGUAGAGAAGUACCAACCAGUCCUGAAGGCAAAGUUACCCCAGAAGAUGGUCCCGUAUCAGUUGGACAAGUCACCAGUGAAGCAUCCGUGGAAGCAAAAGCAGAUGUUGAAGCAUCAGUAUCAGUUGGUUCGGGAACUCUGGAUCUUUCAAUAGAUGAACCCUAUCCUUAUAUGGAUUCAAGUCCGAAUAUCAGGGAUUACGAAGAAAAACUCAAAGAAUCUUUCAGAAAAGCAAGAUUGAAGAAGUCUUCGCCGAAGCUGAAACGAAAGGAUAGAUAUGGAACGGGUAUCACUAAGAAGCCCCAUCCAGUUCAUCAAGCUCCAAAUGAACGUUGUGCUUUGCUUGAAGCCAAGAAGUUAUGGGAAAGUUGCCUUAAGGAUGAGGCACAAGCAGCACCACGUGAAUAUGGUACGAAGUAUCUUGAAAGGGAUUCUGCAAGGCGGCUGCUCAGCCAAAAUAAACCGGAAGCUGCCGAAAGAUUUAAUUGCGAAAAUUUAACAGAGCGAGCUACGGGAUCCGUCGGGCAAAACAAACCGGAAGUUACCGAAAGGUUUAAGCUGGAAAAUAUGACAGAGCGAGAUGCUGGUUCCAUCAGCCAAAACAAACCGGAAGUUAUCGAAAGGUUUAAGUGGGAAAAUCUAACAGAGCGAGAUGCUGGAUCCAUCAGGAAAAACAAACCGGGAGUUGUCCAAAGGCAGGAAAAUUUGACAGAGCGAGCUACAGGAUCCGUCGGGCAAAACAAGCCGGAAGUUGGCGAAAGGUUUAAGUGGGAAAAUCUAACAGAGCGAGAUGCUGGAUCCAUCAGGAAAAACAAACCGGAAGUUGUCCAAAGGCAGGAAAAUUUGACAGAGCGAGCUACGGGAUCCGUCGGGCAAAACAAGCCGGAAGUUGGCGAAAGGUUUAGGCCGGAAAAUAUAACAGAGCGAUAUGCUGGGUCAAUCAGCCAAAACAAACCGGAAGUUAUCGAAAGGUUUAAGUGGGAAAAUCUAACAGAGCGAUAUGCUGGGUCCAUCGGGCAAAACAAAGCGGAAGUUGCCGGAAGGCAGGAAAAUUUGACAGAGCAACCUACAGGAUCCGUCGGGCGGAACAAACCGGAAGUUGCCGAAAGGCAGGAAAAUUUGACCGAGCGAGCUACAGGAUCCGUCGGGCAAAUCAAACCGGAAGUUGCCGAAAGGCAGAAAAGUUGGACUGAACCAGUUGCUGAACCCAUCAACCAAAACAAACCGAAAGUUGCCGAAAGCCAGGAAAAUUGGACUGAGCAAGAUGCUGGAUCUAUUUCUACCAGAAUUUCAUUUUAUGAUUCAAAGACUAGUAAUACCGGUCUGUCAAACCAUGGAACGAAUUCAAGAGAUCGAUUGGGAACCAUAGCAACCAGUGAACCCAAAGAAAACCGACCAGAAUACGGUUCAACUAGCUUUGGUCAAAGUUUUGGCUUUAAGAGGGGCAAGGGUGGAGCAAAUGCAAAACUUGAUGAAUCGAGGCCAUAUUCCAUGUUUUCUAGCUCAAUCUGCAAAGAAGAUUCAAGAAAAUCCGAAACCUCUUUGAAAUUGGCACCUGGACUUGAGAAUCGUUGUUUUGUGACACCGGAGAAACGAAAUUCCACUUUCCAAUCAAUACCAGUCCGGUUCUCUCCAACAACUCGUCCACAACCAAAUCGAUGGAACUUCGUGGAUGCAUUAUCUGUUCCUGAUGGUGAUAAUGCAACAACAUCUUCUAGUGCAGAUUCAAAUGAUUUCCCAUCAACUAGUACAUUCAAUCAGCCUCCAAUCCCUGGCAAAACGGAAGAUCAAAGGUCUUUUGGAAUUGACGAUGAAGAUCCAAGCUCUAUCUCUGACGAUAGCUCUACAGAAGACGCCGAAGAUGAAGCUGGGGCUUUAGAAGAAGCAACAGGUAGAAAGGGGGCAAAGGGUACGAUUUCUCCUGCCAGAUGGAUUCAGAUGGUUUCUCGAAGAAGUAGACGUAAAAGCCAGUUGUCUAAGUCUCACAGAAAAUCCUCUCAACCGAAGAACGGCGGUCAUCGUCAGUUGAAAAAAUCGAGAUCUUUGGAAAACUUGCAUAAGCUUUACCAUCAUCUUGUCUCUGCUGCUCGGAAUCGGUUUGUUCAAGGUGAUGACCUAGAAGGCGUGGAAGCUCUCCACCACUCAGCUGGUGAUAAUGUACUAGAUCGACCGGAAGCAAAUGAAUCCGAACCGGAAAUGCAUGAACCACGACCCGUAAACAACCGAAGAUCUAUUGCCCGGCUGUUUCUGAUGCGACGAAACCUGGUUUUGGAACUCUUUGUCGUGUUCUUCUGCGUUCUGGGAACGUAUUCAGCUGUAAUGGCUUACCUGAUGGGUGUUGAUCCGAGAAAUGAUUUCACUUAUGAGAAUGUUGAUGAUGAUUAUUGGAGAUAGGCAGGAGAGGUUAAAGUACGACAGAGGGUGAAGGGUGAGGGAGGGGGGGGGGGGGGGUGUUGGCGGAACAAAUUUAAAAGAAGAUUGUCUGUAAAGAUGUCUAUGUACAUUGUCCAUUAAAUUUAUACGAAAACAUCACU